AUGGUCCUGGUGGCUGGUCGAAAAGUUAAGAUCAUCAAGAAGCACAAAAGGCGCUUUACGCGUCAUGAAUCGGAUCGAUACCAUCGAUUACGCCCAAAUUGGCGAAAACCCAAGGGCCAGCGACGGAUGCCGAAAAUUGGAUAUGGUAAUAACAAGAAAACACGUCAUAUGCUGCCGAACGGUUUCCGCAAAGUGCUCGUACAUAAUGUUAAAGACUUGGAGAUGCUGCUGAUGCAGAACAAACGAUUCGCAGGUGAAGUGGCACAUGGCGUUUCAUCCAGAAAGCGCAAAAGCAUUGUGGAACGCGCCCAGCAGCUCAACAUCAAGUUGACAAAUGGUCAUGCACGGAUCCGAUCGGAAGAGAAUGAAUAA
Messenger RNA from Gongylonema pulchrum, 372 nucleotides. The record is from the annotation of a GenBank genome assembly. NCBI's taxonomy places the organism in Eukaryota, Metazoa, Nematoda, Chromadorea, Rhabditida, Gongylonematidae.